UAGAUGUUUUCCUCUUCAGCGAAGGCCAAGGAGUGAGGGUAAAGAGCGAGUGGCGAACAUCCCCGGGAGUGAACAUGUCGGCAUGCAUAGCUUGUCCUUGCCCUUAGCUCGGCUUUCGGCCACUACAGGGCUUCUUUCUUCAUCGAUACCGCCCACGUGAGCAGCCUGACCAGGAAGUUGGCUAGGAAUAUGCUUCCCCUUAAGCUAUCUGAAGUUAUACCGGGCCGGUAGUUCGUCUGACCUGAGACAAAGCUCCAAUCAUGAUCACAGUUUCUCAAUUUAUGUUGAUCAUCUGGGGAUUCUUCCUCUUCUGCUCGUCUGAAGCCUCGGAUCCUCAUCUUGCUGUGAUUGCGGGAGAUUUGGGAAAUGCAACCGAUUGGAUUCAGCAGGAGAAAGCUUAUGGAACCCCAAUGCAUGUUAAGAAUUCAUAUGAGAGUGCCAACAUACUCCACAUGCACGUCCCCCAGCAAACAAAGAUUGCCUACUGGAAAGUCCGAGUGAAUGAAUCUCACACUAUCUGCCCAGCACGAAAUGUUUCCUUGUUACUUCAGCAUGGCAGUUAUCCAGUUACAAGCAUUGAUGGAGGGAAAUUCCCUGAAAAUUUUUAUUUCCCACUUGUAACCACAUACACUCUGCAGAGCCUGAGUGAUUCAAGCCUACAUUGGGUGAACGUAACAAAUCCUAUCCCUGGACACUGGUAUAUUUUAGCAUAUCUCAAUAGUGAAGAUGAUCGCAUCACACAGAAGGACCUGGCAGUGAAAUGUCUGGCCACAGUUUAUAUAGAAGGUGAGUACCAUGUCACAAAUGAUGUCAUCAUUAUCCUACCCCAAGUGCAUGACUAUCAAGAUAUCAAGCUUUACCAGAGUGUGACUGGUAGCCAGUUGUACAAGUUCUACGUGCCCAGUGAUACAUGGAGAGUUCGUGUGAACAUAACCAAAUGCCUGCGAGUAGUUCAUCCAGAUUCUGACACUUCAGCAGAAGAUAUGAGAGGAUGCUCAUUGCUCCUUUCUGUUUCCCCAGCCGCCUUCCCUAACAUCUUAAGAAACAAUACAAUGUGGAAGAACUGCAGUGAGGAGGCAGGUGAUGAAGGGAGCUGCACUCUUGAUUUCACCCCAAAGGAAGAUGCUUGGCACUACUUAAGUGUUUCUGCAUAUGGCAGCACAGUCAGCUUUGCUCUGUCUGUGGGCUAUCACUCAUGUAGUUAUGAGGCAUUAGAGCAGCAGUACAUGGUGAUGACAGAGCUACUGCCCUCUCAUAUCUGCGCCUCCCUGCUGAAAAGCCAGAAUGUGAAUUUGGAUGCCAGGACCCAGGGUCGGAAGGUUAUUGGAUGCUUGAGCCAAAUGGUGUGGUCAGAUUAUAACACCCUUCUUGGCAGCACAGCUUGUGGCUCAGGCUUCAUUCAGGUGAAUAACACGAAUCCUUCAGAAUAUCUUCAUGUCCCGUAUCCACUUCCUGGACUAUGGUACCUCAGUCUGUUUGCCCUGUGCUACCCUUUCAACAUCUCCAGUUCUAGUGAACCCUGUGAAGAUGACAAGUCAUUCAAGGUGCUAGUGAGCCUCAUCAAUGCACCUUGUGUUCUGGGCUCCUGUGGCCAGCAUGGGAAAUGUUACACAUACUUCUCAGGCAUGCAUCUGUUCUCUUCCUGUCGAUGCUUUCUUGGCUAUACUGGCUGGGACUGCAGUGAUGAUUCAAAAGCCAUGCAGGAUUAUGAGCUGCUGCUAUCAACACUCCUUCUCACACUGAGCAACAUCAUGUUCAUACCAGCUUUGCUGGUCUCACUCUAUAGACAUUUGUACCCAGAAGCUCUGGUUUACUUCUUUACAAUGUUCUUUUCAACGUUCUAUCAUGCCUGUGACCAGUCAUCUACCUACUAUUUCUGCCUGAUGAAGUAUGAUGUCCUGCAGUUCUGUGACUUUUAUUCUGGUCUCCUUGCACUCUGGGUGACAGUGAUUGCCAUGGCUGAUCUCCCUUUCACACUCUAUUCAAGUUUACAUCUUCUUGGAGCAAUUGGACUUGCUCUAGGUGUGCAGUAUGAUCGACAGGGGUUAUGGGUCUUCUUAAUCCCAUUCCUCUCAGCUUUCUUUAUCCUCACUGUUUCUUGGGUGGCCCAUUGCCGAAGUAAGCGAAGCUGUUUCCCCAAGAAGCCAUACUGGUACUCUGGCCUCCUCCCAGGCAUCUUGUUCUUUGCUGUUGGGCUGACAAUGUAUGCAUUCCUGCAGACGAACGACAACUACAAAUUUGUGCACAGUGCAUGGCACAUGUGCAUUGCUCUGGCCAUCUGCUUCCUCGUCCCCCGCAGCAAAGGUUUCAUCAUUGACGAAGGGACCAAUCAGAGUGAGAGUAAACAGAUGUAUGAAGAACAAGCUGUGGGAGCCAUGUCACCUCCUGCCCAGCUUCGCCUGUUCCCUGCCCUGACUUUGAGGGGGUUUGGCAGCACAGAAAAUGAGGAAAGGCUGCAAAAGAUCAUCCACAUGGAAUUCAGUCUCUGGCAGGAGACAGGUGAAAAGGUUCCUCAAUCUCUAACUCCUGAACAGUGGAAGAACCUCUACAACUUGCCCUCCAGAGCAGGAAGGAAGAAAUACCUGCUCUAUCUCUUCAAGGUGGAAAAGGCAAAAGAGAAGCAGGUGAUAAAGAAAGAAGAAGCAGCACAAUUACGAGAGGUAUAUCUCGCCCAGAGAAGAGAGGAACGGGCAAAAAACCCACACAUCAUCUAUGGCCUUGCAAAGAAUACCAUUUUACUCAAGGUCUAUGAUAAGACCAUGGACAUGUUCCACAACUACAAGGUGUUUAAUGCCAUGCUCUGGGGCCAAUCCAUUGUGUUUGAUCUCAGCUAUGACUCGUAUAUGAACCAGCGGGAGUGCCUGAAUUGUGCUGAUCAGAUACAGAUGGCCUUGGCAGCCAAUCGAAGACAUGCAGAUCCAUUUCAUGUUCAACUUUGCCAUGUGGAUGCCCAGAGUCCCACCUACAGGGCAUUAGAAAAGUUCAUUCCGACCAUUAGAGAACCCACAUAUCCAUUGAGCAUUCAUGAACACAGUUACCUUAAUCUCUACCCCAAAGAUAAGCUUGUUUAUCUCACACCCCAUUGUCGUGAAGAAAUAAAAGAAGUGGAUGAUGAUGUCACAUACAUCAUCGGUGCUAUUGUCGACAAGAGCGGUGGUGAUCCCAUUUCCUUGGCCAAGGCCAAACGUCUUGGCAUUCGAAUGCAGAAACUUCCUCUUGAUACCUAUCUUAAUUGGGGAAUGGGCCACAAGACCCUAACUCUGAACCAAGUUAUGGAGAUCUUGCUGGAUGCUAAACACUACAAAGACUGGAAGUACGCCUUGAGACAUGUUCCCAAGCGGAAACUGAUAAAAUUUCAGAAUCUACAGCCCAAGUAUCCUGUGCCUGCGGUGCUGCAGAAGGGAACCCUAAAAGCUGAGGCGAUCAAUGAGAAGGUGUGGCAAGGCCGUGUUCAGCGAUUUGAUAGACAGUCCUAAAUAAACACAAGUGAAAGCCUCUUUCAGG
This is a messenger RNA of Darwinula stevensoni, 3504 nucleotides long. The record is from the annotation of a GenBank genome assembly. NCBI's taxonomy places the organism in Eukaryota, Metazoa, Arthropoda, Ostracoda, Podocopida, Darwinulidae.